Molecule: messenger RNA, 5515 nt
Organism: Gavialis gangeticus (Gharial)
Lineage: Eukaryota; Metazoa; Chordata; Crocodylia; Gavialidae
Gene: BMP2K
Product: BMP2 inducible kinase
Exons: 17
Coding region: 119-3181 (1020 amino acids)
Biological process (GO): protein phosphorylation
Molecular function (GO): ATP binding; protein kinase activity
Source: RefSeq, a predicted model, not a curated record
UGCGCAGGCGAGGCAAGGCGAGGCAGCGGCUGCGAGUGGCAGCCUCCCCCGCCCUCGGUGCCUCGCGGCGGCCGUUGGUGGCUUUUCCACAGUGUUCUUAGCGAGGACCCAUGGUGGAAUGCGUUGCGCAUUGAAACGAAUGUAUGUUAAUAAUGUGCCUGAUCUCAACAUCUGCAGAAGAGAAAUUACAAUUAUGAAAGAGCUCUCUGGACACAAGAAUAUUGUUGGCUAUUUGGAUUGUGCAAUUAAUCCUGUCAGUGAUAAUGUAUGGGAGGUGCUGAUUUUAAUGGAGUAUUGUCGAGCGGGUCAGGUUGUGAAUCAGAUGAAUCAGCGUCUGCAGACAGGGUUUACGGAGUCAGAAGUGCUGAGGAUAUUUUGUGACACUUGUGAAGCUGUUGCCAGACUGCAUCAGUGUAAAACCCCCAUCGUUCACCGGGACCUCAAGGUAGAGAAUAUCUUGUUAAAUGACAAUGGAAACUAUGUCCUUUGUGACUUUGGCAGUGCCACUAACAAAUUCCUUAAUCCCCAGAAAGAUGGUGUUAAUGUAGUUGAAGAAGAGAUUAAAAAGUAUACAACCCUGUCAUACAGAGCUCCUGAAAUGAUCAAUCUUUAUGGAGGAAAACCAAUUACUACCAAGGCAGAUAUCUGGGCACUUGGCUGCUUGCUUUAUAAACUUUGUUUCUUCACGCUUCCUUUUGGAGAGAGUCAGGUUGCUAUUUGUGAUGGAAGUUUUACCAUUCCAGACAAUUCUCGGUAUACCCAUCAUCUCCAUUGUUUGAUAAGGUACAUGCUGGAACCUGAUCAAGAACGGAGACCUGAUAUCUUUCAAGUAUCUUAUUUUGCCUUUAAACUUGCCAAAAAGGAUUGUCCGUUGUCCAAUAUUAAUAAUUCUUCUGUCCCUUCAACUCUUCCUGAACCCAUGACAGCUAGUGAGGCAGCUGCUAGGAAAAGCCAAAUAAAAGCCAGAAUAACAGAUGCCGUUGGACCAACAGAAACCUCAAUUGCACCACGACAAAGACCAAAGGCUAAUUCAAGCACUGCCACUUCUAGCGUGCUGGCGAUCCAGAGUUCGGCAACACCAGUGAAGGUACCAGCUCCUGGUGAACUUGGUAACCGUAUGCAAAAAGGAACCAUGCAACCUGGAAACGGACAAGAUGUCUUGUUGUCCCAAGGGACCAAUCAGCACCCUUCUCAACAAAAUAGAGUAUUGCAGCAAUUGCAGCAGGGGGAUUGGAGAUUACAACAACUGCACCAUUUACAGCACCAGCAGCAACAGCAGCAACUACUUCAAGAUGCUUACAUGCAGCAGUAUCAAGCAAUGCACCAGCAGAUGGUCCAGCAGCAGCUCUUGAUGCAAUCUAUGUACCAGCAGCAGCCUUCCCAGUCCCAUUAUCCUGCCAUGGUGCAGCAGUACCAGCAAGCUCUCUUACAGCAGCAGAUCCUUGCACAGCAACAGCAGUCACAGUCCCCUGAAUAUCUUACCUCUCCUCAAGAAUUUUCACCAGCCUUAAUCUCCUACUCAACAUCUCUUCCAACCUGUGUUGGAGCAGCGAUGGAUUCCCCUUACACUACCAGUAGGUCAGCCAUUCCUGAUGCAGAGGCAGUUUCCAGUUACCCAAAGCAGAACAUCAAUAACCCACCUGAUAUGUCAGGUUGGAACCCAUUUGGAGAAGAUAAUUUCUCUAAACUAACAGAGGAGGAGCUGCUGGACAGAGAAUUUGACCUUCUGAGAUCAAAUAGGCUCGUGGACAGGAGAGCAUCCUCAGAUAAGAAUGUGGAGCCAUAUUCUGCUCCACAGAGCAAUCCUCCAGAAGAUCCCUUUGGUUCUGUACCUUUCAUUUCUCACCCAGGUUCCCCAGGAAAGGCAAUUAAUACCUCAGCCAGCAAUCAAGAAAAUAAAGUAGGGGGCCAACCCAGGGCAGACAAGUCCAUUGAGGGCUCAAGAGACGACCGGCCGGGAAGGAAGACUACAGAAGGACAAGUGCAAAAAGGGAGCGAUGAGUCAGAGAGUGACUUUGAAUCUGAUCCUCCUUCUCCCAAAAGCAGUGAGGAAGAAGAACAGGAAGAUGAAGAAGGUUUACAGGGGGAGCAUGGAGACUUUAAUGAUGACAACGAUACAGAACCUGAGAAUUUAGGCCAUAGGCCACUCCUUAUGGAUUCUGAGGAUGAAGUAGAAGAGGAGGAAGAAGAAAAGCAGAGCUCUGAUUCUGAUUCUGAUUGCACCAAGCAAAAACCUGUGGAAAGGAUCCCUUGCAGUAAGUACAGAGAAGGGCCUGGUGAUGGUGAAGACAAGCAAGUCAACAUAAUGCUCACUUCCUUAUCUGAGCUACCAAGUACUGUGGCCAAGACUACUUUUCCUGGCCUAGGCCAAGAGCAAGAUGACUUUGAUGUCUUCACCAAGGCCCCAUUCAGUAAGAAGGUGACUCAACAAGAUGGCCAGAUUGCAGGACCUGAGACCCAGAUUGCCUCUGUCUCUCCCCAAAGCGUGGAUAUUUUUGGCUGCACCCCAUUCCAGCCUCUCCCUACCCCUAAGAGCAGUGAGAGUAAAGAGGACCUAUUUGGGCUGGUCCCCUUUGAUGAGAUAACAGGCAGCCAGCAGCAGCAAAAAGUGAAGCAGCAGCGAAAUUUACAGAAACUUUCCUCCCGUCAAAGGCGCAUGAAACAAGAAGUGUCCAAAAGCAAUGGGAAGCGUCACCAUGGCACCCCAACGAACACCAAGAAAACGUCAAAACCCAGCUUCCGCACCCCUGAGAGAGCCCGCAGGCACAAGAAAGCUGGUCGCAGGGACUCCCAGAGCAGCAAUGAGUUCCUAACGAUCUCAGACUCUAAGGAAAACAUAAGUGUUGGACUGACUGACAGCAAAGAUCGAAGCAACCCUUUGCAAGUGGAUGAGAAUCUGCUGGACCCGUUUGGGGCUAAACCUUUCCACCCACCAGACUUGACGAAGCACCCCCAGCAUCAAGGACUUGGUGACAACCGUGGGGACCAUAACACAGUAGUGCCAGGUAGACCUAGACAGAGCUCCCUACAUGGGCCUAUUCACAGUAGUGAUGGGCUUAAAACAGAUGACUUUGGCGCAGUACCCUUUACAGAACUGGUUUUGCAGAGUGCACAGACCCAGCAGCAGCAGGCAUUAGAGUUAGAUCCAUUUGGGGCAGCUCCAUUUCCUUCCAAACAGUAAUUGCUUCCAACAGAUUCAUUCUGAUUCUCUCUCGUGCUUGUUCUCAUUCUCUCCAUUAUUUAAUGUCAGUUUUACGUAGUACAAUAAUUCACCCAGUUGAAUUGACAGGAAAAUGAUUCUUUUUGUAUAGUUUAUUCAGACUCAGUAAGUACUCCACAACCAGCACACCCCCAUCCCUUAAAAUCAUGAGAUUUUGUAUAGAGAAAAAUGCAAAAAAGCCCCCCCAAAAAACACAUAAGCAAAAAACAAACAAACAAUAAAACAAAAACAACAAAAAUCAGGAGGAGAAGCAAGUAUUUCACUAGGACAAUGGAUUCCCAGAGCCCAUGAGGAAUCUGAUGCAAGUAAUUCAGAAUCAUUCUGCACUUUUGUAUUGCUUUUUCACUCUGGCAGUACAAAAGAGAAAGUCAUGGAGCAAGGUCUACCAUAAUGUGUCUAGUUGACCUAACAGAAUAUAGAAUCUUAUCUUCAAAUCAUUGACUAUCUCUGAAUCCAGAAUAGAUCUAGGAACCUGUAUGUGCUGGGACCCAUAUUGAUCUGCUGGAAGUUUUGGAGUCUGUUCUUGCCAAGUGAAAACUACCUUUCCUGAUCCUAAGAGAAAAAGAAAAAAAGCCAACUCCUUAAAGGAGUAUGGUGGUGGCUUGAACUAAUGCAGCUCUGUGCACAACUAGGGACGAAAGGCAGAAUUUUUUUUUUUGUGCCUAAAUGUUUUAAUUUUUUUACAGUAAGUGCCAUUAAUGUAAAAUAGUGAACUGGAAGCCUAGAGUAAAAAUUAAAGAUACAGAGAAUAUAUUGGUUUGCUAGGUAAAAGCGUGAAUGUAGGGAAACAAGAUAGCAGGGAUACGGGCAGCAUUUGCAGCACUUUGAAGACUGCGCUGGAGAAGAGGAACUUGUUGACCUGGGUGAACUAUCUGGCACAGCAGGAAUACAUCAUAUCAUUGGUAGAAUUGACAGUGAAUGCAAAAAAUGCAAAGAUGACCAUAGGUUUUAUUCAAUUAUGCAUUAGAGUUCCUGUCUGAAAGUACCUUUUUUUCCUCUUGCAUUUUUAUUCCAAAAGAACUCUGUAUUCCUUACAAAUUAUGUUUUUUAAACAAAUAAUAAUUCUAUGAAUUGACUGUCACCUAAUAUUCUUUAAGUUCUGACAAAUCUAUUAUUGUAAUAUAGUGUAUUUUAUAAGAAAGUUUCUGCUAACUGCACUGAGAUACAAUGAAAUAACAUCCUGAAACCAGACAAUUCCAUAGAAGCAGAAAGCAGCAAGUAGCUUGCAGAUGCUGAUUACUACUCUACCAGUAAACUGCAUUUCACACCACAAAGCCUUACUGGCAGGACACACAGCCUGCUUACAAAGUACCUCUGAGCCAAUUGGUGCAUGAGACAUUGCUAAAAGCUUACAGUCCACAGUGUGUCAUCAGAUGAUGGGAUGGUAAUAUAAAUUUACUGGUUAAAGCACGAUUUGGUUACCUUUGUUAAGCAAAAAGAAAAGUAUUUUCUUUAUAAAGGCCUGGUUCUCCAGUGUCCUGCACCUUGGGCAUAGUUAUUUAACACCAAUUGUGAAGUGAGUGAAAAAUCAGAAUAGUGGAUUGUGACAUUCUUUUUGUAUUCAUUUUUAACAGUGUUGAUGACUAGACAUGGUAGAAGGAAUUGGGCCCUGGGUAUUUCAGCAUUGUUUUUUGCUCUGAACAUAGAUAUUUUGCAAAAAAGCCUAAUUUUUUUUUACCACAUGAGGGGCAUGGAUGAUUGAAGUUUAUGUAUAGAUGCAGUGGCUGUUCCAUCAUUUACUGUAGAUGAUAAACAAAUUAUCUAGAUUUAUGCCUUUUUUUCUGUGUUUUAUUAACAGAAGUAAGGUUAAAUUAGAUACAGACUUCUCCAAAGAUUUUGCAGAGAGGUUUGGAUCUCAUUAAGAAAAACAACUUUAAAACAAGUCAUUGCUCUCUUUUGGGAGCUUUAAGUUUUAUUGCACAAUGGUUCGUUGGAAUGAGUGAAAGCCACUGAUAAGGAAAAUGUUCAGAUCUUCCCUGGUCUAAAAUUUGGGAAAAAGGAUGAAACACAAACAUGAAUCUUUAUUCCACUAUCUUCUCAUUUCCUUUAUUGUGGCAAAAUAGAUGGAAUUCAAAUACAGAGACUUGUUCAGUUAGGGAUGUUCUGCUUAAAAUGUUUAGCUUUGAAGACCUGGACAGACAUGAUUAAACUUGUAUUGAAUAGUUUUCUUUUAGGGUUUUCCCCCUAUUAUUCUCUCCUUCUCUUGUGCCAAAGGCUUUAAGAAGCAAACAUGAUGUUUGCAGGGUGAUUCCCCGCCCCCCCCCAACUCAGGUUAACUGUGAUUUUUUUUUUUUU